Plasmodium coatneyi is the source of this 3987-nucleotide messenger RNA. RefSeq lists its product as uncharacterized. The transcript has a single exon. NCBI's taxonomy places the organism in Eukaryota, Apicomplexa, Aconoidasida, Haemosporida, Plasmodiidae. The record is from RefSeq and is a predicted model, not a curated record. The coding region runs from base 1 to 3987 and encodes 1328 amino acids.
AUGGGGAAGUCCAGAAAACUAAAGAACCUAGUCAAGAACGUGCAGUUUUUCGUCAAAAAAUGUAAAGAGAAAAACAAGAAACUGCUCUCCCUCAGCAGUCUGGACGAAAAAGACGAAACGCUCAACUCGGGAACCUUCACAGAUGAAAAAACGGACGGUACUAAAAGCUUCAAGGAAAAUUCUGCUGAAAAUAUUUCCAAAAUGUCAAGCGAAUCCAAGUAUGACAUAACACACGCAGAUUUCGCCACUGCGUAUAGUAGGCAGUUGAGAAGAUCACAGACACAGGGGAAUUUGCAUACCUUGUCUGAUUAUUUCGACAGAAGAAUUGGUAAGAAAAUGGUAAAGUUUGUGAAAGAUGGAGGGAAGAGACAGCUGGUCGGGGGAAGUAUGGACGAAGGCGUAUCAUUGAAUGAUGAAGAAGAAUUUAGAACGGAAAAGAGUUACACUAGCAGUGUAGAAAUUAAGAAGAAAAAACAGUCCAAGGAUAGAAGAAUGGAGGAAAUGAGAAAUGAAAUUCUGGAGUGCGACUUGCACCUCCUCAGUAUAUACAAAAAGUUGGAAAAGGGGGAGAAAAGUGGGCGACCGGUCAGGAGAAGUGGGACAAAAAAGGGUGGCGGUAAGAGCAGCGGCACAAUGAACGUAAAGGCCCAAACGAUGAAGACGUACAAUUCGGAGGUUAUGAGCAUAAAGAAGGAGCUUUCCCUGCGGAGGGGAAAGACCCACGGGAAGGGGAAAACGAGAAAAAGUGGCAGGGGAAGGGGGGAUGAAGGAAAAGACAGGGGUGGUAGCGCAGGGGGAAAAAUAAAGGGGGAAUCCCCAAAGGAACAAGCAAGCAGAGGAGUGAGAGGAGUGAAAAAGAGAGCACACGAAGAACACAUCCAAAUUAAGCACAGCUUCUCAGGAGGAGAUGCCCCCCGAUUCGAUUCCAAAAGUUCUUUCCUAACAAGGGGGGAAACCUUUUCCAAAUAUCAUCAGAUAAGUUCUUCCAAAAACACAUUUGACAAUUUGUAUUUCUUUCAAGAAGGACUAGCCAAUAGGUUGAACAAGAAGCAGAACACGUCCUCCUUCGACAUUGGCUGUAUGUACAUGAAUCCUGCUAUAAGUACAAGGAGCUCCAAAGAUUUGGGGCCAAAGGGGUCGAAGGAAGAAGGUGUUACUACCACUACUGCUAUGACUGCUACGAGUGUUUUGGCUGCUACUGCCAAUAGUACCUUCCUGAGUAGCUCCAAAAGUUUUCGUCGUUUUAAGUUUUUAAGUGAAAACAAAAAGAACAUCGAAUAUUAUAAGCAGAUGAUAGAGGGUUUGGAAGGGACGGUGGAGAAGUCCAAGAAGCGAAGCAACAACAACAACAAAAGUGGCAACAAGAGUAGCGGCACCGCCACGACCAAUGGAGUCAGCUCCAUAGACAGCAUCAUUAAAAUUAUAAACUGCCUCCUUCAUGACUAUGUCCCCAAGUUGAUAGACAGGUAUGAGUACUACAUGAACACCCUAGACGAUAGGAACAAAUUACUCAAGCAGAAAAUUAGGGAGUCCCUAGACUUUGGGGAUCUUCAAUACGAAGAAAUCAGGGAAUUAAAAUCACAGUUGAUACAAAAAAAUCAGGAAAACAAAAAACUGAAUGACACUAUAGAAAUGCUGAAGGAUAAACUGUCAUACGUUAACGAAAUGGAGUUAAAAAAUGCAGAAUAUCUGGACGAAAUUAUGCUCAUGAGGAACAGGGUUACCUAUUUGGAGAGACUGAUUGAAGAAAAUGAUCAGUCCAAGGAGUCACAUGAACUGAGGAAAAUGAGACACAACUUGAGAAGGCUAUACAACAAAAUGAGGACUGAGAUGAGGCACAUGAAGACGCUAAAAUCGAGAUCUUUUAAUCGGCACAAAAAGGGGAAGUUUUCUAUAAAGAGGUGGAUUCGUUUGGAGGAGAAGAUCAACGAACAUCAGGCACGCAUGCUUAGCCUUGACCGUCAAGGGGUUGCCACUUUGGAGCUUAACCAAUUGGAUGAUAAGCAGAAAAAGGAACCAAAGCAGUACGCAGACAAAGGUGUGGACACGAGUGAUAUGCAGGGCGUGGAGAAGGCAGGUGACGUCGUAAGUAGCAAUACCCAAUGUGCGCAAACUGGAGAAGGAGAACAGGUUAAGAAGAGCAAAGUCCGAACGAAGAACAAAAAAAUCAACACGAUUGUAAGCAAUCGCACAUUUCUGGAGCUACUGAGGAGGGAGGAAAGUAUGGCGGCGGUGGGGAGAAACGGUCCACUUGGGAGAGGCAAUAUAACGAACCGAGGUGAUCCAAUCAAUCGACUCAGUCGGAGUAGUCUACGCUUUGGAAGCGAAAAGUGCACCCGCAUCCCCAAGGAGAGCUACCCCUACUACCACUACUUCUACAGCAAUAUGCUGAUCCCGUCGGAGGGAAGACCUGUUGUCAGGACAGGUCGCAUUUUGCCACCAACCCAAGUGGAAAAAGAACCCAAUGUUGCUUUCCCCCCCAGGGUGACUCUAUCGGAUGAAAAUUAUUUAUCCUUAUGUAGUCAACUUAAGGAGUGUAUCUACCAGAACUAUUUCGAGGAGUGCGCCGCGGAACCGUGCGACGAUUCGCCUGACCAGGGAAUGCAAAACGGGGGAAAUCUGACCAUUCAAAGUGGUGAAAAUGGGGGUACGCAAAAUAACCAGCCUCUGGUUAUCGGCCAUAUGGUGAGAACCCCCCAAUGGAAGAGCCCUUUCUGGAAGGAAACCCCCCGAAGCGAUGACGCCUCCACCCACUCGGUCAUCAGAGGAAAGAACAAAUGUUACAAGAUGCUACCAUUCGACUGUUGCAGCAAUUUGAAUAGAAUUUUAACUGGUGAAAUGAACUGUUCUUCUCUCCUCUGGGGGUGUAACGAGGCAGCGCACAGUCAAGGUAGUAGCAUUACAAAUAGGAAGAGAACUGGUCGAAGGAGGUCAAGCACAUCGAGCAACUCCUCCUGGGGAAGGAAAGACAAGCUUAAGAUGACACGUGUGGUCAGGAAGAAUCACCCAUUUUUACGUAACGAUACGAUUCGAUCUAAAUGCAAGCAUAGGUAUUAUUACCACCGGGUUGGUAGAGCAGCGAAUGGGGAAACGAACCAAAUGGCUACUUGUACCAGGGGGAAUGACCACCACAAAGAGGAGCAGCAGAAUGAACACACAUGCUUGGAAGUGACCGAGGGAGACGGCACAUACGAGCUCCAGCAACCACAGAAAUGGAACAAGGGGGUUGACUUGGGGGGGAAGAUCCUCAUGGACGGUGAACCCGGUAGAAGUAUAUACGAUAAAGAGCGGGUGGAUAAUUUUAAAAAAUUCCUCACCAUUUAUAAUUCACAUUUUGAGGGAGACAAGAAGGGUGGCUUCAUUGGCAGUUUUAGAGAAGAACAAAGUGGUCCAACAUUUGAGACGGUUAUGUGCGACCAAGCUGUGCAGGCACAAAUGGGGGGGAACGAAGAAGAGCACGCAUACACCACAGGGGUGGACACAUGUACGGUUAACGGGGUUUCGAGUAGAAACAGGGGCGGAACGAACAAGGGGCAUAGCAACGCCUACCAAAUGAACAGCCACUACAACUGCUGUCGUGUUAAUCCGCUUUACAGCUCACGCCAUUCAAAUGAGGUCCACAAUAUGAGCAGCAACGAUUUAAACACAAGUUGGGGUGCGCUUGACGUAAAAAUGGGGAAUACCACCCCCUUUGCAGCGAACAGUAGCAACUGGCCUGAAGCACUCACUGUUAGCGGAAGGGACACGAAUGGAAGUGCCUUCCCCCACUGGUUAAAUCCACUUCUUCACAGAGACGUGGCACACUUGACCCAUAUUCCUCCUGGCCACCUACCCAAAAAUGUAGUUGGAUCUACAGGGAAUGAAACAGUUAGGUAUCACAAUUCACUUAAUCAGUUUUUCGAUAUAAACACGAAGGAUUUUGAAGCCAUAAAUAGGUAUCUACAUGGUCAUGUGUUGUACACACACACACGGGGGGAGGGCGUAUAA